AUGGAAUCUGGUUCAGUUGAGGGUGCAACUGUGGCAUCCCAGUCUGUACUUGAGGAUCCCAAAGUGGCGAUUUUGGAUUCCAAACACCCUGUCCCUGUUAGUUCAGAGACCAGAAUGGCUCAAGAUGGUGUGGGAGUAACAGAGAAACUUGGAGUUAAAAAGGUCUCCAAGCCCCUGUCUUUUGCUGAUGUUGCUGCUGCUGCUAGUGGUAAUUCUGGUAGCACUGGUACUACCCGUUCUCAUACCACAGAUGCCAUGAAAAGUAGAGAGGUUGUAUCUGGACCGACGGCUCAAUCACAAGAUCACUCGACGUCGCAACAAACUGAGAAUUCUAUAGAGGUACCAUCAGGGGGAUUACCAGUCGAUUCACCAAGCAAGCCAGUGGUAGAUCUAAGUUCUGGCGCUCCUAAAUCCACUGACGGUAAUUCUGUCGAUAUUGUGACCGGCGGUACUAUUGCUGAUAUUGGCUCUAAUUCUAUUAGUGCACAUGAAACUCCAUACUCGAGUCUGGAUCAUGUUCUCAGGCUGGCUUUAUUUGAUCCAAAAAACAGAAUGUUUGUGCUGAGACUAGAGAAACAAAUCCUGAGUCUACUGAGAACGCCAAAUGUCCAGUCAGUCGAACUUGACGCUAUGAACUCGUAUUUCCGCCUCGUAUCUCAUAAAGUAGCGGAUUAUUACGGCAUAGGUCAUAUGUCGAGUCUCGAGGGUAGGAGUGUGGUAGUUUUCAAGGAGUCAAAGCCAAUGAAACUUCCUCGAAUUAGAUUGAGUGAUAUCGAGAAUGAGAAUCCAAGUGGAAGUAAUGAUCACAAAGAAGGUAGUCUAAUGACUCCAAGUGGACCCAAUUCUAGUGAGAUACUUAGUGGUUAUAGUAGCCCUAGUGGAGGUAGUGGUGGUGUUGAUGGUCAGGCAUCAGCAUUAGAAUCGCCGAUGAAGAAGCUGGUUAUUACCAAACGGCCGGCGGUAUUGUUGAAAAAAGAUCGCGAGCAGCCUUCACGACAGUCAUCAGUGUCACCAUCGCCAGCUGAGCUGGAUAAUAGUGGUAAUAAUGGGUCUGUUCUUUUGACUACACCAGUUGAUACUGCUACUUCGAAUGGAUUGUCCGAGAUCCCGGAUGGCGGGAGUUCUGAUGCCGGCUCUAAAAAAAUUGACAAGCCAAAAUUGUUAAACCGAAGUGUGGUUGUAGAGGAAGACAAGAGAUCUGGUAAUAUGUCAUCUGAUGAAUCAGAUGUCACUACUCAGGAUGACAGUAAGAGUGGUACAUUAAAGGGACUUAGCUUUGAAGCCAAAGUGGCUGCCUAUGAAGAGGCCAGAGCAAGAAUCUUUAAGAAUUUUGUAGAAGCUGAAGAGGGUGAAGAUGAUGCGACUGUUGAUUCAACAACUAAGCCGGCUGCAGGUGAUCUAAGUGUGUCGGAUGCUAGAGAAUAUUCUCGUGAAUAUGUGAGACAGCAUGAUAUUAUCAGUAAUAGUAACAGUGUCUAUGCGUAUAACAAUCGAUCCAACCUAAGUGAUCCUCAACUUUAUAGCAAGUUUGAAGGCCAGAAACACCACAGCACUCACCCAACAUAUUCAAAUGGUACAGUUCAUAGAGCCAAAAGCGGGGGUGCUACCGGUCCCGACUUGAAUAGAAGUGGAAACAGCAUACAGUUUCAGGCUGAUACGGUUCGAACUCCAAUUUAUAACUACAAUUACCCCGGUUACCAAAACAAUGGCAAUGUCCCACAGCAGCAACAGGUGAAUCCUCAAUACCUGGCAUAUAAUGGUGCAGUAACAGGGAGGUAUCCGAAUUAUCCACAACUAUAUAACCAAGAUCCCAGUCUAGCUAACAGGGCUGAUUAUUGUAAUAAUGGUAUUUCACAAGGGGCCUAUUAUAACCCACAAGCAAUGUCUUAUCGACCACAGAACCAACAUCAGUAUCAACCUCAACCUCAAUCCCAACCAGUGCAUCAGUAUCAACCGCAGCAUCAAUAUCCACACCGAUAUCAGCAUCAAACACAGGGCUCCUACGCAUAUCAACAGCAGCCAGAAUAUCAGUACGCACAGCCAAGCUACCAGCAUCCGCAGCAACAGCAGCACAUGCGCCCGUAUCAGGAGCACCAGCAAAAGCAUCAGUACCAGCCUAACUACCCCAAAGUGCCACAUCAUUCCCAAGGAAUUGUCAGACCAGGGUCAGCACAUGCGUAUACUUCAGGCACGAUAUCCAACACACCAUCGUUGCUGUCAGGUACCAUCAAUUCAACUCCAACUGAGUCGACUAGUGUAGCUGUAGCUUCAAGUUCGGGGCAACAAACAACCACUACAGCUUCUAAUACAGCAGCAUCACCAUCUCAGGAGCAGCCCCCGAACCAACAAAAACAGCUUGAUUUGUCUACAGACUUCCCACCUCUUGUCCAAGGAAAGUGA
Molecule: messenger RNA, 2400 nt
Organism: Sugiyamaella lignohabitans
Lineage: Eukaryota; Fungi; Ascomycota; Dipodascomycetes; Dipodascales; Trichomonascaceae
Gene: RBS1
Product: R3H domain-containing protein 2
Exons: 1
Coding region: 1-2400 (799 amino acids)
Molecular function (GO): nucleic acid binding
Source: RefSeq, a predicted model, not a curated record